AGCAAGCAACAUGGCGUCGAGUGGUGGGGAACUUGGGAGCUUAUUCGAUCACCAUGUCCAGAAACCUGUGUGCGACUCGCGAGCCAAGUAUCGGGAUGGGCGACGGCCUCGCGCGGUCAAAGUCUAUACAAUCAAUUUGGAGUCUCGAUAUUUAUUAAUACAAGGAGUUCCUGCCGUGGGAGCCAUGAAGGAAUUAGUUGAGCGAUUCGCAUUGUAUGGUGCCAUCGAACAGUAUAAUGCUCUAGAUGAGUACCCAGCGGAAGACUUCACCGAAGUUUAUCUGAUUAAGUUUCUGAAUCUACAGAAUGCAAGGACAGCCAAGAAAAAGAUGGAUGAGCAGAGUUUCUUUGGUGGGUUGCUUCACGUGUGCUAUGCUCCAGAAUUUGAGACCGUUGAAGAAACUAGAAAAAAGUUACGAGAUAGAAGGGCUUAUAUAGCACGAACCACUACAAAUAAAGACAACUCCAGGACGAAGAAGAAACAGGCUACUGAGCAGAGAGACACAUCCGAUGGCAGACGGGUCUUCCACUCCGAGACGCCUGGAUUUGGGGUGGCUGAGGUGAACUCUGCCACCAGAACCUCAAAUCCUUAUCCGUGCGACUUGCCUUCAUGUUAUCUCACCUGUCAGUGUGUGUGCUCGUCACAGGGGCACGGGGACAGAGCAUCCCACUUCUCUCCGGAUGGCAGAGGCCCCAGCGAAACGGUGGGACGUGGUAACCACAGCACCUCAUUGCAGCAAACACAGCUGAAAACGCUAAGGACCCCGGUAGCCUGCCUGGGUGCACAGAAGGCUCUCCCGCUUUCAGAGGCAAUUGAUAGGUUCAUGCCCAGGACAACACAGCUGCAGGAGCGGAAAAGAAGAAGAGAAGACGACUGUAGGCUUGGCACUUGUGUUGAUGCUAGCCGGAGUCACAAUGAAGUUAUGAUUGGACCUCAGUUACCAGGCAUUCCGAAAGUUGAUAUGCACGAUGACUCGCUGAAUACAACGGCCAAUUUAAUUAGGAAUAAACUUAAAGAGGUAAUUCUACCUGUGCCCACACCUUUGGCGGACAAACUGGAAGACGUGCGUAGUAGAAGUCGUCCAUUAAAACAAAGAAGAAGAAUAUAGACUACCAACAGUAAAUUAAUGUUUUCUAAAAGGAAUAUUUAUUUUUCAAUUUUUAAUGUCCCAUUUUAAUUCCCGUAGAGGUUUGACUGCUGGUGUUGUUUGAUGCACUCUUUUUUGUAGUUUCAUUCAGGCUGUUUAUUUAAUACAUACUGUCAUCUUUUGAAAUUAUAUCCCGUCAUUCCUUAUUUUCGUGUUAAAUAUCUUAAUAUUGUUAUGUAACAUUACCUCUGACAUUACAAUUGCAUGUCAACAAAGCGAAUCCAAUGUAGGAUCUUCGCAAUAUAAAUAAAGUAGGGAGCCAGGGUAUCUCUGUGGUUUUCUCAAUGAUGUGGAAAGUUCCUCAACAUCAAGUGAAGUGAAGGCCUGUGAUCCGUACUCAGAAAUCAGAAGUGAUGAUACUUCUGAAUGUCCGGGCUUCAAAAUCGAGACACUUCUGUAAAGUAAAAAAGUUAAUAAUGAACGAUUAGAACAAAGCUGAAAUAGCAUUUUCCAUGCUCUAAGGCAGGGGUCCUCAAACUUUUUAAACAGGCGGCCGCCAGCUCACUGU
This is a messenger RNA of Echinops telfairi (small Madagascar hedgehog), 1655 nucleotides long. RefSeq names its product RNA binding motif protein 48 (gene RBM48). The record is from RefSeq and is a predicted model, not a curated record. Lineage: Eukaryota; Metazoa; Chordata; Mammalia; Afrosoricida; Tenrecidae. The coding region runs from base 11 to 1108 and encodes 365 amino acids. Gene Ontology annotation, cellular component: nucleoplasm. Gene Ontology annotation, molecular function: nucleic acid binding. The transcript has 5 exons.